CAGAAAAUCAUGGAUUCCCUGUACUUUUUAGCUUAAGAAAUUUGCUUGUCAUGUCUCAUUUUCUGUUUCUUGUGAACCUUUGUUAUUGACACCGAGUUAGAUGCAUUUUUUACUGACUCAGGUCAAAAGAACACUAGAACAAUUUACACCAGCUCAGUGGGACAAAGAUGAGUGGAAUCCCCUGCUUGGUCCAUGGCGUUUCAUUCAAGUUGUUAGUCUUUGUAUCGUCUUCCUCACAGUAGAGCUCAACACCUUUUUUCUGAAGUUCUGUUUGUGGAUUCCUCCUCGAAACCCCGCUAUUGUGUAUAGGUUGAUAUUGUGGUGGCUAAUAGCAAUUCCUACAAUCCGCGAGUACAACUCAUAUCUUCAAGACAGAAAACCAGUGAAAAAAGUCGGCGCAUUCUGUUGGCUUUCCUUAGCUAUUUGCAUAGUAGAGCUUCUCAUUUGCAUCAAGUUUGGACAUGGUAUGUUACUCUGCAACUAUUAUCAAUCAAACGAUGUUUGUAGGCGUGAUGGUGGUGGUGGUGAGGGUUCAUGGUAG
This is a messenger RNA of Humulus lupulus (European hop), 541 nucleotides long. Its product is annotated as CDP-diacylglycerol--serine O-phosphatidyltransferase 1-like. The transcript is spliced from 3 exons. The coding region runs from base 101 to 541 and encodes 146 amino acids. NCBI's taxonomy places the organism in Eukaryota, Viridiplantae, Streptophyta, Magnoliopsida, Rosales, Cannabaceae. Gene Ontology annotation, molecular function: L-serine-phosphatidylethanolamine phosphatidyltransferase activity. Gene Ontology annotation, biological process: phosphatidylserine biosynthetic process. The record is from RefSeq and is a predicted model, not a curated record.